Messenger RNA from Ooceraea biroi (clonal raider ant), 1957 nucleotides. RefSeq names its product titin. The record is from RefSeq and is a predicted model, not a curated record. Lineage: Eukaryota; Metazoa; Arthropoda; Insecta; Hymenoptera; Formicidae.
AUGGCGGUGCAAGGACCGUUUGAUUUUACGAUUCGGCAUAGAAAGUAUCUAUCCACUUUCAUCGGUAACUCAAUAUUACAAUUAAUUCAUAAUACAAUACUCAAACAGCGGCAGUGCCUAAUAGCAUUUCUAUGCCUCGGGAUCACCCUUACGUCAUCGGCCAGUCGCAGAGAGGAACUUGAAAGGGCCGCGGAGCUGGCCGUGGAGAAGGCGGCUGAGAGGGCGGCAGAAAGGGCGGUGGAGAAAAUCCUUGACGGCGGAAACACCACAACAGAAUCUAAGCUCAUACGCGAGUCCUAUUCCAACGUCCGCAAGGAGACUCCGCGUAAAGAGAAGCAGGAAGACGAGGAGUAUAGCGACACCGGCGAGUACGCACCGGUGGACGACGACGAAGUGGAACCGGAAGAAGAUGCCGAGGACUGGAGCACGUACAUCCGGGGCUCCAGGUUCAAUUCCCAAAGAUUGUCAGGCGGAGGCUUUCGCGGGUGGUCCAGCAAGCUCGACUUCUCGGACAUCUGGAAGAGAUUUCCAAGAAGCGAAUGGUCCCACGAGGACACUAGUCCGGAUAAACCAAACGAGAAUGUCGUCACGGUGAAGAAAAGAGUGCCGGUACCAGUAACAGUCGAGAAGAAGAUUCCGUACUCGGUCUACAGGCACGUACCGUACGAGAUCAAGGUACCAGUACCGCAUCCCUACACGGUGGAGAAGAGAAUACCGGUGAAGAUCUACGUCAACGUGCCAGUUGAGAUGCCGGAGCCUUAUCAAAUCGAGCGGCAGGUUCCGUACGAGGUGAAGAUCGACAACCCCGUGCCGUACAAGAUACCGAUGCUGCGACCAUAUAUAGUCGAGAAGCGGAUUCCGGAGGUAAAGGUACCGCAGUCGUACACGGUCGACAAGCCGGUACCCUACGAGGUCAAGGUGCCGAUCAAGGUACCAGCGCUGUACUCGGCCGAGAGGAAGGUGCCGGUCAAGGUCACGGUGGAUCGGCCGUACCCGGUUCCGGUGCCGAAGCCGUAUCCGAUAAAGAUCAAGAAACCGCAUCCGGUGCCGAUGGAGAGGCCGGUUCCGGUGCCCGUCAAAGUUCCGGAUCCUCAGUCGUACACCGUGGAGAAACCGGUACCGGUAGAAGUGGUGAAACCGUACUCGGUUCCGGUCAGAGUACCCGUGGACAAGUCUUACGAGGUGUAUCAGACGAAGCCGGUGUUCGUCCCGGUGAAGAAGCCGAUACCCUUCGUCAUACAAGUACCGGUACCCAUGAAGCUUGGGUGGAAAGAUCAAAGUAACGUCACCAAGAACAAGGAAGAUCCGACGGAAAGUGAGAGCACUGAGACUAAACGACGGCGAUCGCGAUGAUCGGAAAUAGGUUUUAAUGAAGCGACAAAGCCAGAGAGAUGUCUGCAAAAUGUUAAUUUAUACGUUGCACACUAACACGGUGUGCGUAAAAUAGUUUGCGCACCCUAGAAAGUCGAAAGAGAGAUUAUUUGAAUAAACAUAUAAUUAAGUUUGAGGCUUGUAAGUUACAUUUGAGUAACUGUAUUUUAAUUACGUAACGAAAGAGAGUGCGAGAGAGACUUAUACCACAUGUGCACAUUAAGAUGCGCGCAACUAUUCAGCUUCAUCAGUUUAUGGAUGUAUGAUUACCCGUCUCAGACUUGUAAAAAUAAAGAAACAUGUUUGAGAUCACUUUCCUAGUUAGUCGUCACUUUCCUAGAUAAUCACUACUUUCCUGCUUGCGCUUGCCGAGCGACGGCGAGGUCGUAAAACUUUGGUAAUAAAAGCAGACUUUGUUCUUAUUAUCGGGCGUCUCGUUAAUUACAUAAAAAUCGCGAGCCAGUCCGCUAAUUGAACCGCAUUCGUGCGGAUUGUUUUUACUGUGACUUGCGCCGUUUCGCGUUCCUCGCUAAUGCAACGAUGUGAUCUGCGAAAAUAAGACGCAUUUUAUUCGUCUCGACGUGAU